CAGUACAUCCCCAAAAUAAUGCACCAGUCUCUUAAGUGGUCUAACGAAGACCCAUACCCACUGAAUGACCCAGAGUGUGACAGUCCCUGGCAAAUUGUCAGUAAACCAACUAGACAUAGUGAUGAUGCAAAAAAAACCUCACUAGUGCAGGAUAAACUGAAAGAAAUUAAACCCGUGUAUAGGUAUCUGCCUGCUAAGGGAACAAAAGCUUUGCUCACUGUUAGCAAUAACCAGGGUAGAAAAAAGAAAAAGCACAUGCAUGUCAGCAAUGAAACAGGCCUCGAUGACAAAAAGAUGAGAACCGCUUCACCCCUUUCAUUAUACUCAAGCCCUAACAACUACAGUUGCGCAUAUGAUAGCCUUUUCUCCAUACUGCUCAAGGUGUUCACAGAUUGUCCACAGCAAUGGAAUGAUACUGUCAAAAACCAGAAUGACUUUCUUCACAAGUUCACUAAUGUCUUUACAAAGGUACUC
Molecule: messenger RNA, 474 nt
Organism: Laetiporus sulphureus 93-53
Lineage: Eukaryota; Fungi; Basidiomycota; Agaricomycetes; Polyporales; Laetiporaceae
Exons: 2
Source: RefSeq, a predicted model, not a curated record